This is a messenger RNA of Leguminivora glycinivorella, 774 nucleotides long. RefSeq lists its product as uncharacterized. The transcript has 3 exons. Lineage: Eukaryota; Metazoa; Arthropoda; Insecta; Lepidoptera; Tortricidae. The coding region runs from base 46 to 465 and encodes 139 amino acids. The record is from RefSeq and is a predicted model, not a curated record.
UACCGCGCCAUCGCCGCCGCCGCCGCCGUCCCCGCCGCCGCCGCCAUGUCGCCGCUCGCCCGCUCGCUGCUCGCGCUCGCUGCGCUGUUCGCCGCCGUUGACGCCACUGCCUGGGACCCCUACGGUCACGAGCAGGGCUGUUCUGGAUUCGCUAUGGCGGUUCGUGUAUCCGUCGAACCCCAACAGCGUGUAAACUUCGACGUGACGGCCCGUACUAGUGAAGCCAUUCAUGAUAUUCCCGACAGAUGUGCCAAGAUCGGCGGCGUAAUUCAGUACCAGAGAGUGGAAGUAUGCAACGCUUUCAGAGGUCUUACGUCAUCAGCCAGAAAAGCGCCUAAAGUCAACUAUUUGCGAGAUGAUACCUUAUCACCAAUAUACGCGUCUUGCGAUGGCGAUUCAGAGUGCGGUCCUCUCGUGAUCCAUGUCACCCAGGCAUGCAACCCUGUGCCUCUUGCAAGAUAUUAAACAUACUACCCGUACACGGACUAUCUCAACUAUUCUAGACGAAGCACAUGAAAUAAUAGAGGUUCACAGCACAUAAGCGCUCCCAUACAAUAUUGGUACUUACUUAUAUAUUUUUUUGACAUCCUAUUCAAUUAUGUAAAAUCUCAUUCGAUUAUUUUACUACUAGUAAAAAUUGCAUGUUUUGUGAGGACCUUUGUAAUGCAGUGUCUGUGUAGUCUGUGCUCUAUAUGAAUAUUAUUUUUGUACAAGCUGAUAUGUUUUAUGAAAAUAAAUUAUAAGUUUCAAUAAAUUAUUACGAAGUACUGUCGA